Populus trichocarpa (black cottonwood) is the source of this 1889-nucleotide messenger RNA. Its product is annotated as shaggy-related protein kinase alpha. Gene Ontology annotation, biological process: signal transduction; protein phosphorylation. Gene Ontology annotation, molecular function: protein serine/threonine kinase activity; ATP binding. Gene Ontology annotation, cellular component: cytoplasm. The coding region runs from base 396 to 1625 and encodes 409 amino acids. The record is from RefSeq and is a predicted model, not a curated record. NCBI's taxonomy places the organism in Eukaryota, Viridiplantae, Streptophyta, Magnoliopsida, Malpighiales, Salicaceae. The transcript has 14 exons.
CAAAAACAAAAGAGAAAGAGAGAAAGAAAGCACUUUCUUUUGUGUAUUGUAUUGGAAGGCAGCUUGUUGUGUUAUUGCCCACAAAAAUGGAUCUGUCUUCCCCACCUUCUCUCUCCACUGUCUGAUCCUCAGCUCCUCUUCCUCAUCUCCACCUUCAAAACGGCAUCUUCUUUAAUACCCAGGAUUUUUUCCGGCUUAAUUGGAAUUUCAUUAUAGAGCCUGACUUGAUCUGUUGGUUGUGCUAUGUAUGGUCACCGGUCAUUGAUUUUUAAGCUGUGAAUUGGAUAAACUUUGGAGUCCGAGUUUUUGUUGGAGUACUAGCUUUCCUUUUCAGGUAAUGUGUAAUUGCAUUGAAGUUCAAGAGUAAGACAGAAUAAUUUGUUCUUGUCUAACAAAUGGGUUCUGUGGGCGUGGCACCUUCUUCGGGAUUAAGAGAAGCUAGUGCCCAUAAUGCUGGUGUGGAUAAGUUACCUGAGGAAAUGAAUGACAUGAAAAUUAGAGAUGACAAAGAAAUGGAGGCAACAGUGGUGGAUGGUAAUGGUACAGAGACAGGUCAUAUUAUAGUAACAACAAUUGGUGGUAGAAAUGGCCAGCCAAAGCAGACUAUAAGUUACAUGGCUGAGCGUGUUGUUGGGCAUGGUUCAUUUGGGGUUGUUUUCCAGGCAAAAUGCUUAGAGACUGGUGAAACUGUUGCUAUAAAGAAAGUUCUUCAAGAUAAGAGGUAUAAGAACCGUGAGCUGCAAACCAUGCGUCUUCUUGACCAUCCGAAUGUUGUCUCUUUAAAGCAUUGCUUCUUUUCGACAACUGAGAAGGAUGAGCUUUACCUUAAUCUGGUUCUCGAGUAUGUCCCGGAAACUGUUCAUCGUGUGAUUAAACACUAUAGCAAGUUGAAUCAGAAGAUGCCACUAAUAUAUGUCAAACUUUAUACGUAUCAGAUAUUUAGGGCAUUGUCAUACAUCCACCGUGCAAUUGGAGUUUGUCAUCGUGAUAUUAAACCUCAAAACCUUUUGGUGAAUCCUCAUACGCAUCAGGUUAAAUUGUGUGAUUUUGGAAGUGCAAAAGUCUUGGUAAAAGGGGAGCCAAAUAUAUCUUAUAUCUGCUCUAGGUAUUACAGAGCACCUGAACUUAUAUUUGGAGCAACUGAAUACACGACAGCUAUUGACAUCUGGUCUGUUGGCUGUGUCCUUGCUGAGCUAUUGCUUGGACAGCCUCUUUUUCCUGGUGAGAGUGGAGUCGACCAGCUUGUGGAGAUUAUCAAGGUUUUGGGUACUCCAACAAGGGAGGAAAUUAAAUGCAUGAACCCGAAUUAUACAGAGUACAAAUUCCCCCAGAUUAAAGCUCAUCCUUGGCACAAGAUUUUCCACAAGCGCAUGCCUCCUGAAGCAGUUGAUCUGGUUUCUAGAUUACUGCAAUACUCCCCUAACCUACGGUGCACUGCUCUGGAUGCCUUGACACAUCCCUUUUUUGACGAGCUCCGUGAUCAAAACACCCGCCUGCCAAAUGGGCGUUUCCUCCCACCGUUAUUUAACUUCAAAUCUCAUGAAUUGAAGGGAGUUUCAGUGGAGACACUGGUCAAAUUGAUACCCGAGCAUGCAAGAAAGCAAUGCCCCUUUCUCGGUUUAUGAUUUUAUUGUGUAAGAAACCGAGCUGAGUGAUGUCCCGAACUGGAAGCUAUAAUUGUUCUACCUUAUCUAUGAUGUUUGGUUCUCUAUGUAUCUUUGUUGUAUCCUAUUAUUCUAUUAUGUAAACGCAGAUUUAGAGACAUGCUACUUGAUGUUUGCCCUAGCCUCCAUGGGUGGUCUGAUUUCCCGUGUACCUUGUUCCUGUAUCACAGAAUAUUGUAAUGUUCCUAAACAGCUAAAGAUCAAAUGUGAUUUAGUGUUCCUGAA